This is a messenger RNA of Vitis riparia (riverbank grape), 810 nucleotides long. RefSeq names its product vegetative cell wall protein gp1-like. The coding region runs from base 1 to 810 and encodes 269 amino acids. The record is from RefSeq and is a predicted model, not a curated record. NCBI's taxonomy places the organism in Eukaryota, Viridiplantae, Streptophyta, Magnoliopsida, Vitales, Vitaceae. The transcript has 2 exons.
AUGGCACGAACCAAAGGCGCUAAGUCUUCCUCUCCUUCUAGCCGAAAGCCAGCGCCGCGCGAGGCGCCUGUGCAAGCCUCAACCUCUGAGCCGCCACCGCCAGAAGUUGUUUCGCCUCCUGUGAAGCCCACACCAAAGAAGCGUCAGGCCAAGCCGACAUUGCAAACGCCUCCGGCGAGGCCCUAUCUUACCAGGUCAGGGGGUCGUCCCCUGCAAAAACGAGCUAGAGUGGAAAGCACGGAACCCAUCGACUUAACAAGGCAGUCCCCUAUUCCAUCUCCAGAGCCCUCUCCGGCACUGCCGGCAAAGCCUCAAGCAAGCCAGCCGCCACCUUCUGAGCCCCAAAUUCCGUCUAGGACAGCUCUGGAAGCGAUAAUCAGGCGUCCAAUGCUUACUCAGCCACCAAUUGAAGGCAAUUUGGACUGCCGAGCUCGGCCAUUCCACUUUGAGCUAUGCUUUGACACAGCCGCCUUCCAGUUGCGGCUAGAGCUUGAAGAGCCUCAGCUGGAGCGCAAGAGGAUAUGUCGAGAGGUUUUUACUUUCGACAAACGGAGCAACAUGACAGCAUAUAGGAUGGAGCAGCCAAAGCUCCCACAGCCAGCUCAGAUACCAGCUACUAGGAGAGCAUCUCCACGUCUUAUACCUGAGGGUAUACCUGUUGCUUCUCCUACCAUAGCCAGAGCCUCUCCAGUCCCUCCAGUUGCUCCAGCCUCAUCGCAACCCUCCACUUCAGCUGAGCCCAGGAUGGCCAUCCCUAUUUUUGAGUAUAGGGAUUUAUGCCAGGCAUUGCAGACCUUGACAGCAUCUUAG